Molecule: messenger RNA, 582 nt
Organism: Alternaria hordeiaustralica
Lineage: Eukaryota; Fungi; Ascomycota; Dothideomycetes; Pleosporales; Pleosporaceae
Exons: 4
Coding region: 1-582 (193 amino acids)
Biological process (GO): mycotoxin biosynthetic process
Source: RefSeq, a predicted model, not a curated record
AUGUCCGAUCACGAAAAGGACAUUGACAACACCGAGGCGGCAUGGCCUCCGUCCGACGACGAGAGUACACCGUUCCGCGGAAAGCCUGUGUUAGUACAUAGCAGGUAUCCGAUAGUAGUAAGAGUCAUCGCUCUUACGAUGAUCCUGAGCUAUGUAAUCUUUGGAGGCCUCUACUUGAAGUUGAAGCUUCACUCUAUGGAUCUGGAGUCUCAGAUACGAGGCUUGCAGCCUGAACUCUUCCCGUCGCUUGCGAAGUCCACAUCGUUUCGUCAAGAUAGCCGUGUUUUCCCCUUGACGGUGGCAGACACCCCGUUUGCUGGCGUUCCAAGCCCCGAGUUAGAUCACGCAUGGCAUGAACUACUGGAAGGUACCGUCAUCCGCGUCGCUCGCGAGGACUUGGACUACUACAACGUCACGUCUCUACCCUUAGCCGAUGGCUCUGGCUACGCAUCCGAAAUCUUCAUGACUCACGAACUGCAUUGUCUCAAGAAGAUAAGGCAAUGGAUGUACAAGGAGUCGUACUUUGAAGAUGUACAGGGUCUUGCCCGUAACGAGUUGGAACGGCACAUCAGUAAGUCUUAG